Molecule: messenger RNA, 363 nt
Organism: Aspergillus bombycis
Lineage: Eukaryota; Fungi; Ascomycota; Eurotiomycetes; Eurotiales; Aspergillaceae
Exons: 2
Coding region: 1-363 (120 amino acids)
Source: RefSeq, a predicted model, not a curated record
AUGCUUCUAAAGUUUCCAGUAUACUACACAGCCCUGCUCGUCCUCACAAUCGCCGCCGUAGCGAAGCCGCAAUGUGACCCAAACAAAAUCAAAAGUCUCGAGCUCCGUGAGGUGUCAACUAAUGACGCCGCGAAUAAUCUCGAAGCACGAGAUACAAACGAGGAAUGGGAGACCGUCACCACAUAUACCCUGGACGAUGAUGAGGAUAGUAAUAUCCAAGACAAGACCGAUGCCGAUGCGAUCAACCCCCUCGCCCCUAGUCACUGCUCAAACUGUGCUAAGAUUAAGAAGGCGAAGCAAAGGGACGAGCUAUCUGUGUGUACAGAACGGGAAGGCUACAUGCUAUGGGCGGCCGCUGUCUAA